Messenger RNA from Misgurnus anguillicaudatus (oriental weatherfish), 5059 nucleotides. It is a transcript of the gene abcb11b, whose product is annotated as ATP-binding cassette, sub-family B (MDR/TAP), member 11b. Gene Ontology annotation, cellular component: mitochondrial inner membrane. The record is from RefSeq and is a predicted model, not a curated record. NCBI's taxonomy places the organism in Eukaryota, Metazoa, Chordata, Actinopteri, Cypriniformes, Cobitidae. Gene Ontology annotation, biological process: oligopeptide export from mitochondrion. Gene Ontology annotation, molecular function: ABC-type oligopeptide transporter activity; ATP binding; ATP hydrolysis activity.
AAUUUAACUACACACAUACUAUACUGUUGGUAAAGACAAGAGCUUUUCCAGUGCAUAUCACUCCAGUUCAUUCUGGGAGCUCAAUCCAGAUUUCUUCAAGAACAUGCCUGGAUUUUAGGAGCAUCCUGAGAAACUUUUUCACAGCAAGAUCAUCUUUUCAGCUGUACCAGAUUUGGCACAGUUCCCUAAGAAGUGUCACAUUUGGAUCAAGCAGAAUAGUGAAAACAAUGCCAGGCACUGUAAAGCUGCGCAGCGUCAAGAAAUUUGGACAAGAAAAUGACAGCUAUGAAUUUUCAGAUGAGGAAAAGAAUGACGAUUAUAUGACAAUGUCGUCGUCUAGCAAGGAUAAGAAGUCCAAAAAUGGCAAAAAAGAAGAAUCUGAAGAAUCUGCCAUUCGUGUUGGCUUCUUUCAACUGUUUCGCUUUGCCAGUGGCAGAGAGAUCUGUAUGAUGGUCUUGGGAAGUGUGUGCGCUGUUUUGCACGGCUCGGCCCAACCGCUGGUGCUGCUCGUGUUUGGCCUGCUGACCGACACCUUCAUCGCCUAUGACAUUGAGCUCAAUGAGCUUAAAGACCCAGAGAAAGAAUGUCGGAAUAACACCAUUCAGUGGCGAAACCUGACAGAAGAAGAAAACCUGUCUCUAAACAUGACCACAACAUGCGGGGUUUUGGACAUUGAAUAUGAAAUGACCAAUUUUGCCUAUUAUUAUGUUGGCAUCGGGGCGGCCGUUUUUGUUCUUGGAUACCUCCAAAUAUCUCUGUGGGUAACUGCGGCGGCACGUCAGAUUCAGAACAUCAGGAAGAUGUAUUUCAGAAAGGUCAUGAGGAUGGAAAUCGGUUGGUUUGACUGCACCUCUGUGGGAGAGCUCAACACACGCAUGUCUGAUGACAUCAACAAGAUAAAUGACGCUAUUGCGGAUCAGGUGGGGAUUUUCAUCCAGCGAUUCACCACAUUUGUGUGUGGUUUCCUCUUGGGCUUUUUGAGGGGCUGGAAGCUAACGCUGGUUAUUGUCUCAGUGUCUCCUCUGAUCGGGAUCGGAGCUGCUCUCAUGGCUCUGUUUGUGGCAAAACUAACAGGAAGGGAACUGCAGGCGUACGCUAAAGCAGGUGCAGUGGCCGAUGAGGUUUUGUCCUCUAUACGAACAGUGGCAGCAUUUGGCGGGGAAAGGAAAGAGGUGGAGAGGUAUGAUCGCAAUCUGAUCUCUGCCCAGCAAUGGGGCAUCAGGAAAGGUCUGAUAAUGGGCUUCUUCACAGGCUACAUGUGGUUUAUCAUCUUCCUCUGUUAUGCAUUGGCGUUCUGGUAUGGAUCCAGCCUAGUGCUAAAUAGUCAAGAGUACAGUCCAGGAACAUUACUACAGGUGUUUUUUGGAGUGCUCAUUGCUGCUAUAAAUCUGGGCCAAGCAUCUUCUUGUCUGGAGGCGUUUGCUGCUGGAAGAGGAGCUGCUACCAUUAUCUUUGAGACCAUAGAUCGCGAACCAGAGAUUGACUGUUUCUCUGAAGCUGGAUAUAAGUUAGAUAAAGUAAAGGGAGAUUUGGAGUUUCAUAAUGUGACAUUUCACUAUCCAUCCAGACCUGAAGUAAAGAUCUUAGAUCAGCUCAGUUUACAAGUCAAGUCAGGAGAAACAACGGCAUUUGUGGGUCCCAGUGGUGCUGGCAAGAGCACGACUGUCCAGCUCAUCCAACGCUUUUAUGAUCCGAAAGAAGGCAUGGUUACAUUAGAUGGUCAUGAUAUCCGAGGUCUGAACAUCCAAUGGCUUCGAUUUCUGAUUGGAAUUGUGGAACAGGAGCCGGUUCUGUUUGCGACCACCAUUGCUGAAAACAUUCGGUAUGGGCGGCCCGGGGUCUCGACCGAUGACAUUAUCAAUGCAGCCAAAGAGGCCAAUGCUUACAACUUCAUCAUGGACUUACCACAGAAAUUUGACACUUUGGUAGGCGAGGGUGGAGGCCAGAUGAGUGGCGGGCAGAAACAACGAAUCGCAAUAGCCCGAGCGCUGGUGAGGAAUCCCAGAAUCCUUCUCCUGGACAUGGCCACAUCUGCUCUGGACAAUGAGAGUGAAGCUGUCGUACAGGAGGCUUUGGACAAGGUCCGAUUGGGUCGCACCACCAUCUCUAUCGCUCACCGCUUAUCGACUAUAAAAAAUGCAGACGUGAUCGUGGGAUUUGAGCACGGCCGUGCUGUGGAACGUGGAAAACACGAUGAGCUGUUGGAAAGGAAAGGUGUCUACUUCACACUGGUUACUCUUCAGAGCCAAGGAGACAAAGCACUCAACCAGAAAGCCAAACAAGAAAUGGAGGAAGCUAUGAGCAGUGAUCCAGAUGCAGAGAAGAAGAGCCUCAAUAGAGCAGGAAGUUAUCGUAAGAGCUUGAGGGCCGCUGUUCACCAAAGAUCUCGAUCUCAGUUGUCAAACAUUAUACCAGAAUCCUCCAUGGCUAUUGCUGGAGAGUUGGGUCCUCGCUCGUACUCUGAAACCCGUGUUCCCGAUCUCAAGGACAUACUCCCUGAUGAUGAGGAGGUUGAACCAGCACCCGUGACCCGUAUACUCAAAUAUAACAUCCCUGAAUGGCCCUACAUGCUCUUUGGAAGCAUUGGAGCGGCUGUGAACGGAGGGGUGAACCCGGUAUAUUCUCUCCUCUUUAGUCAGAUCCUGGCGACCUUCUCUAUGCCUGAUCCUGUUGAGCAGAGGAGGGAAAUCGAUGGGAUCUGUCUGUUCUUUGUGUUUGUUGGUGUGAUUUCGUUUUUCACACAAAUGUUACAGGGUUAUUCAUUUUCUAAAUCUGGGGAGUUGCUAACUCGCCGAUUGAGGCGACUGGGUUUCCAUGCGAUGUUGGGUCAGGAGAUCGGUUGGUUUGAUGACCAUAAAAACAGCCCAGGUGCUCUGACCACAAGACUUGCCACAGACGCCUCACAAGUUCAAGGAGCCACAGGUUCUCAGAUCGGCAUGAUCGUGAAUUCUAUGACCAACAUCGGUGUGGCCAUUAUCAUCUCCUUUUACUUUAGCUGGAAGCUCACGCUGGUCAUCCUAUGCUUCUUGCCCUUCCUGGCUCUCUCUGGAGCAUUUCAGGCUAAGAUGCUCACCGGAUUCGCAAAGCAGGACAAAGAGGCCAUGGAGGUGGCAGGGCAGAUAUCCGGGGAGGCUUUGAAUAACAUCCGCACCAUCGCCGGCCUAGGGAAAGAGCGUGAUUUCGUGGACAUGUACGAGGCGCAGUUGGAAGCCCCGUACCGUGCGGCAAAAAAGAAGGCUAACGUUUAUGGCGUCUGUUACGGUUUUGCCCAGUGCGUGGUCUUUAUGGCAAAUUCUGCAUCCUAUCGGUUUGGUGGAUACCUGGUGCGCCAAGAGGGGCUACACUUCAGCAUGGUUUUCAGAGUGAUUUCAGCCAUCGUAACCAGUGGAACGGCUUUGGGUCGAGCCUCAUCAUAUACACCAGACUACGCCAAAGCCAAGAUCUCCGCUGCACGAUUCUUCAAGCUGCUCGACCGCGUUCCCAAAAUUAGCGUCUACAGCGAUGAAGGAGAAAAAUGGGAUAAUUUUAAAGGGGACAUUGAGUUCGUAGACUGCAAGUUCACGUACCCAUCCAGGCCAGAUAUUCAGGUUCUGAAUGGGUUGAAUGUAAGCGUCAAGCCCGGCCAAACUUUGGCCUUUGUGGGCAGCAGUGGUUGUGGUAAGAGCACCAGCGUUCAACUCCUGGAAAGAUUUUAUGAUCCAGAUAAAGGACACGUGCGCAUCGAUGGGCACGAAUCCAGUCGGAUCAACGCCGCUUUCCUCCGGUCUAAGAUCGGCAUCGUCUCCCAGGAGCCGAUUUUAUUUGACUGCAGUAUUGCUGAGAACAUCCGUUACGGAGAUAACCAGCGAGAGCUCAGUAUGGAUGAUGUCAUAUCAGCAGCCAAAAAGGCUCAGCUCCAUGAUUUUGUGAUGUCACUUCCUGAGAAAUACAACACUAACGUUGGUUCCCAAGGCUCCCAGCUUUCCCGGGGGCAAAAGCAACGCAUUGCCAUCGCUCGGGCGAUCAUACGAGACCCCAAAAUACUCUUGCUGGAUGAGGCCACUUCAGCACUGGACACUGAAAGUGAAAAGACUGUACAGGAAGCUUUGGAUAAAGCACGAGAAGGCAGAACUUGCAUCGUCAUUGCUCACCGGCUUUCUACAAUUCAGAACUCUGACAUCAUAGCUGUGAUGUCACGGGGCUACGUCAUCGAGAAGGGUACUCAUGACUACCUCAUGGGCCUUAAGGGAGCUUACUACAAACUCGUCACAACUGGAGCACCCAUCAGCUAGUCUCAUUUCUGAGGAUAUACAGGAUUCAGAAUCGACCAGGGGUGCGUUUCCCAAAAGCAACUGUGGUCGCAAGUUAUGUCGUUAACAAUAAAGUUCAAUGGUAAAAACGACCAUUAGUUAGCUAACGAUGCUUUUGGGAAACAUAUCCCAGAAUGAUGUACAUCUUCUAAUGAUAGACUAAUAUAUGCUAGAUUUGGUUGAUAAACCUUGCCUGUUUGGCACAGAAAUUUUUAUUUAAAUUUUGAGUAAAUCCUGUAAAAUUAUUUAAUUUAUAUCAUUAUUUUUCAGUAAAAUGAUUAUGUGAUCUGAAUGACUUUGUACUUGGCUUAUGUGAAUGAGGUUAUGCCAUUUACAAUUAACAGCUUGUUGAUGGAGUUACAAUUUAAAAACAUAAAUAUUUUUGGUAUACUUUAUGUACAUUAAAACACAAAGGAAUUAAAAUGUUUUUUAAAAUAAUAAAAUCGAAAUUAACAUCUAAAUCUGAAAACAAGGGAAUAUGUUACCCAAUCUAUGAAAAAUAUUUUUUUACUGUUUAAAACAUAAAAUCAUCCUACAUGAUGUAAAGAACAAUCUAUAAAGAAAAUAUACCCUUGAUAUCUUUAAUAUUGACUGAGUGAGGCCACAUCAAAAAUUGUAAUCAAACUUUUAUGCUCCUAAUCUCAUAGCUUGGAUUUGACAGACAGGGUCACAAAUUAAAAACAAGAACUUGCACGUUUGUAUUCAUUGCCAAAUGAAUGUAUUUAUGUAUUGUUGUGUAAAGCAUUUAUGAAUAAAACAAUACUCUUAGA